GGCUGCCGGUGCCUGCAAGGCUUUUUCCCCCAGAGACCAGGGGCUGCGCACCCGGGCUGAGUCCGCAGCCCCCAACCCUGGGCACCACCGAGGGGGAUUCUGAGGGAAGCCCCUGUAGCUGACCGCAGCACGAGGGGGCAGGCCCGGGUCCCAUGGGGCCGGCGGCACCGGGCACGGCGGCGGCGAGGGACCGGCGGCGGCGCGGACUACAACUCCCGGCAUGCCCCGCGGCGGGGGGCGGGUCGCGUGGCUGCCCGCGCCUGUCGGGCUCCGUCGGUGGCGGAGCUGCGGGCCCUGCCCGGCCGGUGCUGGGGCUGCGGGUUCCGCCGGGGUCUCGCAUCGCUGCCGCCGCAUCGCAUCGCUGCCGCCGCAUCGCAUCGCUGCCGGGCUCGAACACGGACCCGUAGUAGCCCACGUAGUGGCCCUGUAGCCCAUGCUGACCGCGCGUGUCGGCGGGGCCUCGCCGGGCGGCAGCGCCAUGGGGCCGUGGGGCCGGGGCCUGCCGUGGGCUCUGGUGCUGCUCGCCUUGCGCGGAGCGGCCGGCGCCCGCCCCAGCUUCGUCCUGUUGCUGGCGGAUGACCUGGGCUUCGGAGACCUGGGCAGCUACGGGCAUCCUUCUUCGGCCACGCCCAGCCUGGACCGGAUGGCUUCCCGAGGGCUGCGGUUCACCGACUUCUACAGCAGCUCCCCGGUGUGCAGCCCGUCCCGGGCAGCCCUGCUGACAGGCCGGUUCCAGAUGCGCUCCGGGGUUUACCCUGGUGUGUUCAGCCCAGACUCACGGGGAGGCCUGCCGCUGUCUGAGGUCACCAUUGCUGAAGUGCUGAAGGCUGAGGGCUAUGCCACAGCCAUGGUUGGCAAGUGGCACCUUGGCCUGGGGAUUAACGGCUCCCUUCUGCCCAUUCAUCAGGGCUUUGACCACUUCUUGGGUGUGCCCUACUCUCAUGACCAGGGCCCUUGCCAGAAUCUCACCUGCUUCCCACCUGACGUCAAGUGUUUUGGGACUUGUGACCAAGGCUUGGUGCCAGUCCCACUGCUCUGGAACCAGAGCAUUGUGCAGCAGCCAGUCUCUUUCCCUGAUCUGGUGCCACUCUACAACAAAUUCUCCCGAGACUUCAUUGCUGACUGUGCCCGACGAGGCCUCCCCUUCCUGCUCUACUAUGCUUCCCACCAUACACACUACCCUCAAUUUGCAAGCCAGGAGUAUGCAGGGCAGUCACGGCGUGGGCCGUUUGGUGAUGCGCUCUUGGAGUUUGACGGCUCAGUGGGACAGCUGCUGCAGACACUGCAGGAAAAUGGUCUUGCAAACACGACCUUGGUGUUUUUCACCUCUGACAAUGGCCCAUCCACCUUGCGGAUGGCACGUGGAGGCAGUUCUGGCCUUCUGAAGUGUGGGAAGGGCACAACAUACGAAGGUGGCAUGCGGGAACCAGCAGUGGCUUAUUGGCCAGGCCAUAUCACUCCAGGAGUGACACAUGAACUGGCAAGCACCCUGGACAUCCUGCCAACACUGGCUACCCUGGCUGGAGCAGCUCUUCCCAAAGUUGCCCUGGAUGGCUAUGACCUGAGUCCAGUGCUGUUUGGGUCAGGGAAGGUGAGUCCUGCGGGCUGGUUCAGCUGGCAUUGUGCAUGAAAGCUGGGUGUGGGGCUGAAGCUGUGUGCCUGAUGAGUACAACCAGCUGGGGGUCAGGGGAGAUCCAUGAGCUGGGACCUUUUGUCUGGCCUGGGUCAUGCCAUGGAAUUCCUCGGCUUCCCCAGGCUGCUCUGCUCUGACA
Molecule: messenger RNA, 1772 nt
Organism: Tyto alba (common barn owl)
Lineage: Eukaryota; Metazoa; Chordata; Aves; Strigiformes; Tytonidae
Gene: ARSA
Product: arylsulfatase A
Exons: 6
Coding region: 434-1630 (398 amino acids)
Molecular function (GO): arylsulfatase activity
Source: RefSeq, a predicted model, not a curated record